Molecule: messenger RNA, 981 nt
Organism: Adineta ricciae
Lineage: Eukaryota; Metazoa; Rotifera; Eurotatoria; Adinetida; Adinetidae
Source: the annotation of a GenBank genome assembly
AUGAGAAAAACAGUUUCACUUGUUAUCUCUUUAUUACUUCUUCGAUUAGUACAACUUUCUUCGAAUUCUCAAGUGUUUUACAAUCAGCCAAAAUUUUGUAAUCGUUCAAAUUGGGCCACGGGAGGAAACCGUAUAUGGUAUAACAGCUUCGAUCUGGGAUGGACACCAAACGAUAUAUUCGUUGGUAUUGAUGAUAGAAUCUAUACAUGCUGCUAUUACAACAAGUUAGUGACCAUAAGCUGCGAACUGUGGUAUGACCGGUUCAUAUGCUUACCGAGAUGGCUGAAUCCAGCGUCGUCCGAUAAAAUAAACAGUCUUUUUGUCACCUUGCAAGGUAUUUAUUUAAGUGAAGACAAGAAGAAAACUAUUGAAUUUUUUCCAUUCGCAAAUCUGCAUAACAAAACGACAAUUGGACAGAAUCAUGAUGAACCUUGUUAUAGACUUUUUGUGGACAUCAACAACACAAUUUACUGUUCCAUUAGAAAAAAGCAUAUUGUGGUGAAAAGACAACUUGCAUCAUCAGAUCAAUCGUGGACAAUCGCUGCAGGCAAGAAUGAUUCGAAACAUUCAUCUAGUCCCGACGGAUUGAACGAACCUCAUGGAAUUUUCGUUGACAAUAGUCUUGGCCUAUACGUGGCAGAUUGCAAGAACAAUCGGAUCCAGCUUUUUAAACAUGGAUCACGUAUGGGGGUGACAGUAUCCAAUACAACGAAAAUCAAAUGUCCAUCGGAUAUUAUUCUAGAUUACGACAGCAAUUUAUAUAUCGUUGACAAAGGAAAUAGUCGAAUUAUCUUGGUUAAGUCAGAUUAUAGUCAAUAUCGAUGUCUGAUCGGCUGUGAGAAUAACAAGCGCUAUCGGCGAAAGUCAUUGCAGUAUCCAAGCAGUAUGAGUUUCGAUCGAUAUGGAAAUAUAUAUGUCAUUGAUGCAAGUAGAAAUCAAAUUUUGAAGUACAACUUGGAAACAUCAAAAUGUGGUGAGUAA